Penicillium waksmanii is the source of this 1269-nucleotide messenger RNA. RefSeq names its product SDR family oxidoreductase. The transcript is spliced from 2 exons. Lineage: Eukaryota; Fungi; Ascomycota; Eurotiomycetes; Eurotiales; Aspergillaceae. The record is from RefSeq and is a predicted model, not a curated record. Bases 1 to 1269 code for a protein of 422 amino acids.
AUGCCUUCUGCUAUUGUGACGGGUGCUACCGGAAUCACUGGUAGCGCCAUUGUUCACCACCUGUUGAAAGAUCCUUCUUAUGAUAAGAUCUAUUCAUUUUCCCGCAGUAAUCCGGGAUACAAGGACCCAAAAAUCCAACAUGUCACGUUGGAUCUCCAAGGGCCCGCAGAGGAUAUGGCAAAAUCUCUCAAGGGAGUAUCUGCUGAAUAUAUCUAUUUUUGCGCCUAUCUAGUACCUCAAAACCCCGACGAGUUGUCAAAAGUGAAUUCAGCGAUGCUGUCCAAUUUCCUACAGGGUCUCGCGUUGACCGGGGCCACUGGAAAUAUUAAACGAUUCAUUUUGACCUGCGGAUUUAAGCAGUACGGCGUGCAUAUUGGACGGGGCAAGCAGCCCCUGCUGGAAGAUGAUCCUCUCCUUGAAAAUGGGGCAGGCGGAGCCCAGUGGCCUCCAAUCUUUUAUUAUGACCAACAGCGCAUACUGAUUGAAGCCGCUAAGAAGGGCGCAUGGGAAUGGGUUGUUACUCUUCCCCAGGAUGUCCUCGGAUACGCCAGAGGAAACUUCAUGAAUGAAGCCACGUCGCUUGGGCUAUACUGCGCAGUGAGCAAGGCAAUGCCCGGCUCAGAGUUGCCUUACCCCGGGAGCAAGGCCAAUUACUUCACCUUAAACUGCUGGACAUCGGCCAACCUACAUGCGAUCUUCUGUCUUUGGGCCGCGAAGGCUCCUGGAGCAGGCAAUGAGAUUUUCAACGUGAUAAAUGGCGAUACAGAGUCCUUCCAGAAUCUUUGGCCCCGUCUCGCAGCCAGAUUUGGCUGUCGUCUUCCUGAUCCCAUGUUCCCCAAUGGCGGAACCCCGGGCUCGAAGGGCUUCAAGAAUUAUGAAUCAUCUACCAUAAAACUGGAGAAUAAGCCACCCAUGAAGGUGGCGGCUUCCAGUCUAGGUAUCUCUGGUGAUCCACUCGCUGAAACUUUACCGACCUUUUUCCUCCAAGUUGAUCCCGAGAAGUGGGCGAAGCGAGUUGAUGUUAAUCAGGCCUGGGCACAACUUCGCGAUAAAUACGGCCUUGAUCAGAAGGCCUGGGAGAAGGCCACAUGGGAUUUCUUGGUCAUGACACUGGGUCGGGAUUGGCAUUGUGUGGCAAGCAUGAGCAAGGCGAGGAAGCUGGGGUGGACAGGAUAUGCAGAUACUUGGGGAGAGUUGGAGGACACUCUGGAGAUACUGGAGAAAGAGGGUGUUCUGCCACCUUUGGAUCAACUGAAGGGUGAUUUUUAG